Molecule: messenger RNA, 3648 nt
Organism: Oryzias melastigma (Indian medaka)
Lineage: Eukaryota; Metazoa; Chordata; Actinopteri; Beloniformes; Adrianichthyidae
Gene: slc1a7b
Product: solute carrier family 1 member 7b
Exons: 11
Coding region: 781-2517 (578 amino acids)
Biological process (GO): L-glutamate transmembrane transport
Cellular component (GO): plasma membrane
Molecular function (GO): neutral L-amino acid transmembrane transporter activity; glutamate:sodium symporter activity; L-glutamate transmembrane transporter activity
Source: RefSeq, a predicted model, not a curated record
GCAUUGACACAUAUUUUUUUCACGUUCUGCAGUUUUAAUCUUUUUAGUAACAUUUCUAUGGCAGGGUUUAGGUGUGCAGCCGACUUACUGCAGAUAUAAUCUUAGUUCCCGUCACUCAGAGGUCGUGAAUGUGGAUUUGAAAGUCAAGUGCACUGGUUGAAUGACUAUCAGGAUUUGAACCCAGUUUAUGGGUCAAGCGAAUUCACUAUAGGUUAACUGAUCAACAAUAAUUCGCUGAUGUUUCUGCAUGGUGCAGCUUAUCGUUUGUUAAUGAUCGCAUUAUUGGGUGGGGGCUGUUUGGGUGCAGCAGCCGGUCAGCGUCAGGAAAACACAACGAGCACCAGCAGCUCGCACAGGCAGCUUGUUUAUUUGGAACGCUCAUGCGGACGUCCGACGAUUGGGGGUUCUCUGCCAACCUCUGACAGAUUGCUCAUGGGUUCUUAAUCCAGCGUCAGACCUGUUUUAUACAGCCGCCCUCUAAAAGGAUUGGUCAUGUUAACCCACUGGGACAUGGUAUGCCAGCUGUUCCCUCCUCCUGCUGGGAUGGGUGGAGCAGGGUGGGAGGGGUGCUGGGACAGGAUCCUCUUAUCUCGGCGCCGACAGCGAGGACGAGGAGGAUGCUGAGCCCAAAGGUGCUGUAGGCGACAUAGAGGACGGGGUGUUCUUUACAGUUGGGUUUUGGAUUUUUUUUUCUCUCCAUCUGUUGAUUCUGCGUUUUCAACCCACACCUGGAUCAUCCACAUUCAUGGGUUUCUGAGGGCUGGGGGCGGCUGACGUGACAUGGCGGUGGCUCUGGACGCCGUGUGGGUGAGGGUGAAGAACGUCUGCAGGCAGAACGGUCUUCUCAUCCUCUCCGUGCUGGCCGUGGUGGUAGGGUGUCUUCUUGGCUUCUUCCUGCGAACGCGGCGGCUGUCGGAGCAGGAGGUGAAGUACUUCCAGUUCCCCGGAGAGCUGCUCAUGAGGAUGUUGAAGAUGCUGAUUCUGCCACUUGUGGUGUCCAGUUUGAUGUCAGGUUUGGCAGCUCUUGACGCCAAGUGCUCCAGCCGGCUCGGCCUUAUCACCGUGUCAUACUACCUGUGGACCACCUUUGUGGCGGUGAUAGUGGGGAUCAUAAUGGUCUCCAUCAUCCACCCGGGGGGUGCAGCUCAGAAAGAAGACUCUGAUGACAGCAGCAAGCCCAUCAUGAGUUCUGCUGACGCCCUGCUGGACCUCAUCCGCAACAUGUUUCCAUCAAACCUGGUCCAGGCCACAUUUCAACAGUAUCAGACCAGAAGCCAAGUGAUUGUGAAGCCUAAGCCCACGGUGAGUCAGGCCCAGGCGGACUCCACCACGCGGAGGCCUCUCAUCUACGGGGUCCAGGACGACAACAGCAGUGACAUGCAGAACUUUGCUCUGGACCUGACUCCGCCUCCAGAUGUGCUCGUCCGCACUCGUGAGGGAACCAGCGAUGGGAUGAAUGUGCUUGGAAUUGUCAUUUUUUCAGCCAUCAUGGGCAUCAUGUUGGGAAGAAUGGGACCAAAUGGCAGUGCCUUGGUCAACUUCUGCCAGAGUCUCAACGAGGCUGUUCUCAGGAUCGUUGCCAUAGUAAUCUGGUACUUCCCGUUUGGAAUAGUUUUCCUGGUGGCCGGAAAGAUCUUAGAGAUGAGCGACCCAUCUGCCAUGGGAAAGAAGCUGGGCUUCUACGCUGUGACCGUGGUGUUCGGGCUGGUGCUCCACGGCCUCUUCAUCCUGCCCGCCAUGUACUUCUUCAUCACCAAAAAGAGCCCCAUUGUUUACAUACGAGGAAUCCUGCAGGCUCUGCUCAUCGCCCUGGCAACAUCCUCCAGCUCGGCCACCUUACCGAUUACCUUCAAGUGCCUCCUGGAGAACAACCACAUCGACCGCCGCAUCAUCCGGUUUGUGCUCCCUGUGGGCGCCACCAUCAACAUGGACGGAACCGCUCUCUACGAAGCUGUGGCAGCAAUAUUCAUCGCACAAGUUAAUAACUAUGAACUGGACUUCGGACAGAUCAUAACUAUCAGCAUCACAGCAACAGCAGCCAGCAUUGGGGCAGCUGGGAUCCCUCAAGCCGGCCUGGUCACCAUGGUGGUAGUGCUAACGUCUGUUGGGCUGCCCACCGACGACAUAACCCUGAUCAUCGCCGUGGACUGGGCUCUGGACAGGUUCCGCACCAUGGUGAAUGUGAUGGGAGACGCUCUGGCCACAGGCAUCAUGGCUCACAUCUGCAGGAAAGACUUCAUGAAGGAGGGCGAUGGGGUGCCUCUGACCUGUGAGACCAAGAUGCCCGUCAACGCCCCACCAGUGAUGAACUGCCACAACAACAACGGAAACUAUCAGCCCCCUUCCUGUGGACUCAAACACAAGUCUGUCCCUCCAGACGUAGCCCGGCUCAUGCAGCUGGAGGAGGGGGUCCGGCAGGGUCCAGAGAAGAAAAAGCCUCCCAUCCCUCCCCGCCACCUGAAGAAGAGCAAAGAGCACUGCAGUGUGGACAUGAACGGGCUGGAGACCAACGUUUGAUGCAGACGAGCUUUAGUUGGUCACUUUCAGCACAUUUGUGCACAAAUGCAGAACAUUUUAUGGCAGCAAAAGAGAAGUUUUUUUUUCUUUUUUACUCUACAUUCAUCAUUGCCACAUUACUGCAGCUGAACUGCAGCAGGAGGAUCUCCAACUUGAACUGCAGCAUGACGAGAACAUAAACUACAACCUAACCUGUGGCAUAGAUUGCAGAGAAAGCUGCGAUAAGAAGACAUGAACUGUAAACAGCUGCAUGAACGGUAAAGUGAGCUGUGGACUCUAAUGUGCUGCACAGCGAGAAGGACCCUGAAGAGGCUACAAUGAGGAAAAAGGUUCUAUUUUAUCUCAAGUUAGAGUCAGUAUAACAUUCUGUUAUCACCGUGUUUCGUUGACGCACCAACAACUUGUAGGUGUGUGGGAUGAGGCGCAGAAUCAAUCUCUGCUUCAGCAGCACAUCAGGGGAAAAAAGCAGACAAACAACUUCAGAGUUGGUUGUCUGUCAGGGACAAACAGUUAUUUUUUUUAGGGAUGAAAGAGACCAUCAUUCGUUCUGACUGAGCGCUGACUGCUGUCUGCUGCAGAUAAGACAUUAUCACACACAAACAUAUUUAGAUAUUGGUUUGAGCCGCAGGAUUAGGAUGGGAGAAAGGAAAUGCUUUUUUUUGCCUUAAACAGUUGGAGGAUCAAGAGGCUGAUGGACAAACGGAAGAGAAUAAAGUUCUUAUGAAUGUGCUUUUAGUUUUUUUUUUUUUUGUCUAAAGAACUGCACUUCAGCUAAUGCUCAGAUUAACUUGUUUAAGAGAAGUUUAUCAGGAUAAGCAGUUCAUACUAACAAAACUUCAUGUGUUCUCACAAGCAAACAGCUUUUCCAAGUUUAUCCUGGACAGAUGAAUAUAAACCCACCGUAAUCCAACAGCUCAACCACUACUUCUGCAAUGACAAAUUUGCUUGUGAGAGAUUUUUAAGCUUAAUCAAUCAUGGAACGAUCAAAGCCUUCUAACAUGUGUAAAUGCAAGUUCAAGUUUGGCUAAAAGCUGCAUUUUGCACAUUUUUGCAUGUUCACAUUUUUUUUCCCAGUAAAAAUUUGAACUUCAAUCAACAAACCUUUCUCAGAAUAAAAACAAAGUCUGACAA